GAAGUGCUCCUUCCCUCUUCGUCCUUUCCACUGACAUUUGCAUUAUCCACUGUCCUCAUUUGCAUACACUUUGUGUGUGUCAAUAAGAACCGGCCUCUGAAGAAACGACGAGAGACUGAAUAGUAAUGAAGGGGGCUGUCCCACUUGAUAGCUGGUAUGUUAGAUCAAGUCUAUGGCUAGACGUAGCCCAAAAUCCAACCCAAAAAGAGUGUUGUACUCGUAUUAGCUCAUAGGAUUCCUUGCUAUGUUUACACCUGAACUCUAUCAAUGUGCAGACAUGUCAGUGGGUCCUUUUUAUCAGCACUUUAGAAAGAACCACCCUGCCUUUCAUCUAUCCAUCCCAGCACAGCACAGCCCUGUUCACAGCUUGUGAGACCCUACUUUCAUAUUUUCAAUGGAAAUGGGUGGCCAAGCUCGAGAGCUCCCUGGCUGUGGGAGGUAUUAAAUUAUGAUAAAUAACCCUUUUGCAGAUCUGAGGAGUGAGCGCAGUCUGAUUGCUGGUUGGGAGAGUGGCCGGGCGCAAAUCAGGUGUGUGCGGAGUUGCGGGAAUCCACUGGCAGUUUGUAACACCUCUUGCAGGAAGACUUGGCAGUGAAUUUUCAUAUCCCAUACAACAGCAGGUGAUAAAGAGACAGAAGUGCCUGGAGAGAGGAGGUCAGAGGAAAAGAGGGCAGAGCCCUGCAGGGGCUUCCUGCAGAGGCUUGGUGGGGGAAGCUUUAUCACACUGGGUCUUUGAGGAGACAGCAGAGAAGGUGAAGUUUAACAUCACAGCAGUUCAACCCUGCCUCUAAUCGUCAGACCAGAAUUUGGCAUCGGCUCAACUUGAGACCCAUUUUUGAUCAGGUCAAGCAAGUUAGGAGACAGCGAUUGAGGAAAUCUCCAGGUUUAAAUCCACCCAAAAGUCUGCACCAACAAGACAAGCUCAUCAUUGAUGAUCUAAAACACUCAAGAAGACAUUUUAUUGACUGCAUUGAUUUCUUGUACAUAGUACUCUUGGCACUGAACACAGAGUUCUGUACAAAGGCAUUUGUCAUUACAGUAGUUUUAAGAUGCCCAGAGAGAAUGCUUUGAUUUUUUUUUGUUCAUUUGUGGCAAUUUGGAUGAUUAUGAAUUCAUAAAAAGGUAUUUUCUGUAUGUAACAGUUGUAUGUAACAGCCUGCCAACAUGAACAACACAACGUUGACCAAUAUGACGUGGCUGAAUGACACAGCCAAUGCCACAGAGGCAAACAGGACAUAUUUUGACAUGGAAACAGGUGUGCGUGGUGUCAUUGUUCCUGUCAUUUUUGCCAGUAUCAUCCUUGUUGGUGUUGCUGGAAACAUCCUUGUGAUGGUAGUUUUGCUCUGCAAGAAGGAACAUAUACAGAACACCACAAACAUCUUCAUCCUCAACCUGAGUAUUGCCGACCUCUUGUUCCUGAUCUUCUGUGGACCUUUUCAAACGUAUCUUUUCUCUGGGGACUCCUGGAUCUUUGGGACAUUCCUGUGCAAGUUUGUGCACUAUGGAAACUACACCAACAUGAUCGCCAGUAUCUACAACCUACUGGUCAUGUCCGUGGACCGCUACAUUGCGAUUGUCCAUGCCGUCAAAUCCCGUGAGAUUCGCAACCCCCGCUACGCGUGGAUCGUGGAGAGCGUCAUCUGGAGCAUGUCUCUGCUGAUGGCCAUCCCGAUCGCCAUAGCAUACAAAACGGAGUCCGCCGGCGGCUACACAAGGGAUGAGCAGGAAGUGCUGGUCUGCAUGGAUUCCUGGAAUACCUGGAGCGAGCGAGUGUCAUACUUCACCACACUGUUUGUGUGCUGCUACGUGAUCCCCCUCCUCUGCAUCUCCUUGUGCUACAUCCUCCUGGUGCGCAGCCUACAGGACCGACCUCGUCACGGCCAGCAGAACACCAAGAAGAAGGUGACCAAGAUGGUGACGGUGGUGGUCAUCAUGUUUGCCGUCUGCUGGUUCCCCCAUUGGAUGAUCUUGAUGUGGAACAUGUACGCCGAUUUCCCCUUCACCAUGGCCACCUUCGUGCUGCGGAUGUUGGCUAACACCCUGAUGUAUCUCAACUCCUGCUGCAACCCUUUCAUCUACGCCUUCAUGUCCAAAAACUUUCGCAAGGGGUUCCACAAGGCCGUGACCGGCAAGAUCAGCAGCUUCUCCUUCCGAAAAAAAAGCGUCAACAAUCCGGGGAAUGAGGACGACACGGAGCUGCAGAACAACAUCCCGCUGAAGAGGGCGUACCUGGGCGUUAACCAACCAGAGAAUGGCGUGACAGGGAGUACAGAGGUGGAUGCAACGUCCGUGAAGAACGGGCUCCUCAACAACGGACACACCAGAACGUGAUCCGUUUUCACCUGGAAAUCUCACUUAGCACUGCGUUAACAAAGUACAGGAGAAAAAUUUCACAACAAAGAAGGCAAAAGUGAAACUUUCUAAAUGAUGACAAAAAUGUUGACCGCAGAAAGUCAAGUCAACAAACUGCAACAACGGUACGCUAUAGAUACAAAACCCUAAAUUUGCUAAAGAAAUAGACUUAUUGAAAUUUUCAUACUCAUAACCUGGCAUACACAUCAUCUAGAUUAAUGUCCCAACAUGCAACAAUUACAGCCCAUUUGAUGAAACUUUCUGUGAAGCAGAGAACAGACAAAACAGUCAUCAUUCAUAAACAUCUAGUUCUACAUGUAGACUAAUUGAAAUCAGCUAUACUUCAAAUUUAUCUCUACCAGCCAGUGAAAUCUGCCUCAAGAACAUGAUAUGCACUGAUAUUGACAUGUCUGGUUCUUGAUAUUUGCAUUCUGCAAUGAUGAUUGAUUGGACGCAAUCUUAAUGUUGCGUGAAGGGCAGUUAAGCACUAUAGUGUAGAUGAAGAUAAGAUUCAUGAUUUUGGGGCACAAAUCUCCUUGUCAAAAAAAAUUAUUCUGGCAGUACCUCCAAUGUCUUGUAUCUAAAGCAGUGUGAUAAUUGGAGUAGAGGGAUGUUCUCAAAUGUCCACAAAAGACAGGCUUACAAUUGUAAUGUCAUUCAGCACAGACAAUUGGCACUUCAGCUGUACAUAUUAUAUGUAUCAAUGGUACAUGUAUGUGGUGAGGGAUCUGUUGCUUGCUUCAUAUUCAAAGCUAACUUCUGGUUGAUAAGAGGUCCAUUGUACUAGGAAGUUGUCGACUGAAUUUCAAGCUACAUGUUUGGAAUCAUUGUGUCAGUGGAUUAUAUGUAUAUCCUUGAGUAGUGAUGUACAUGUACAACAUUCAUGUUGUGUAUCUGAUAUUUGUGUUCCUGUUUAGUAUUUUACAGUGUGUCACAAUUGGAAUUGGUCUUGCCAGAAAAAAGAGGGAUAUAGAAAGGAAGAUAUACAUGUAUAGGUAUGCUUAUUACCAAACAAUGUACAGGAAAAAUAUAUGUAAGUAUAGAGGGUGAUAGGGGUGGGGACAGUCCUUUGUAGGCUACAUUGUAUCUGGCUGUGUUAGUGAUAUAACAUGCCUACAAGUGUAAGUCUAGUGUCAUAAUUUUGUGUCAACACUUAUUUCCCAUAAAUAACAUUAUUCAUAUCCAGUGUGUACACUUUGGGCAAAAAAUCUGAAGUGCACUUGCGUGUUAUAACGUUAAAGAUUUUAACUAAGAUUGAAUAGUCUAAGAGAAGUAUUUUGUCACACUCUGCAAAGAGACUAUAAGAAUUCACUACAAAGUGCAUGUAAGUGCUUUAUCCAAGAUAAAAAAAAGAAAAUUGAAAAAAGGAUGUGAUGUAUUACAAAAGUUAUUGAAAUGUGGAUAAUGAUAUAUUGUUGCUGACUGUUGUAAUUGCAAAAAUUUGAUGUUCUUGUAAAAGUUGAUGGUGACAGAUCAAGGAACUGUCUCUAAGAAUGUAUGGCUAAAAUAUGUCAUACUUAUGAUAUGCAUGUAGCAUAUCGCACAUAGGAUAGGAGGUUUCCUGUCUAUCUUAAUACAAGCACUAAAUGAACACUGUACUCUACUAAAAUGCAUACAUGUAAUUCUCACCUGUCUGCUAUGAUUUAGUUUGAAACAUACUUCUAAUAUCCACGUAAAGAUCAGACAUGUUCAGUCAAUUUCAGUCUAUGAAGAUAAUUUAGUUUUAGAAUUAACAUGCAAAUGUGUUAUUUCUGAGUGCCAUCUGAGAAAUGUCAAACAUUUCUAGACAAUAGAAGCUGUACAUAUAGGCUGGUGAGUCUAUACAUCUAUUGGCAUUCAGACAAAUUCCAAACUAUAUACAGAAGCAUCCAAUGUUUUGAUAUGAUCAAUAUUAAUCAAUACAAGUCAAGAUACUUGAAAUGGGAUAAAGGGCCUACUGAUUGAGAUCUUUUACUUUGCCAGGUAAAACCAAAGAGUGCUUAUGAAAGUGAAAACUUCAACUUUUAUUUUGAAGAAAGUACUUUGGGGGGCAAGUAUUACUUCAGCCAAGCAAAUGGAGAAGUACUAAAUGCCCACUGAUGUUUAUAGCACAGCUUGAAAUGUGGCUUUAAAAAUCAAUAAAGACUUAGAGCUGCUAUUGAAAGUUCUAGGUGAACAAAGGCUCUUGAAAUAUACUAAAGGGAUUUUCUGUCUAUGUAUUGUGCGACAUCAGCAAUCAGAGCUGAUGACUUAUGUACCCGCAGUUGAGAUGACUGUCAGUUAUUUGUGCUGUAUAAUUGUAUGGCACCAUAUACUACAUUUACAUUGUCAAUUUUUCUCAGAACCAUCAUAACCUUUAUGUUCCAAAGGAGUGCUAGUGCAAUUAAUAUGUAAUAUCUUAUCUACACAACGUAUCUACACAAUGUAUCACACAGACUACUUAUCCAAGAAAAAGUAUUCUGUCUCCAUCUAAUGAACAAAACACUAUUCUAGUAUACUAGCAGUAUAAACCUAGAACUACAUUGUUGAGGUUUGGUGUUGCCAGUUGCUGUAAAUACGUCAAAAGACUUCAAUGUUACGUGUGAAACAUUUAUUGCAAGCUUUUGAAUACAAAGAUAGACUUAUGUAUACAGCAUGUAUUACCAAUAGAAAGAGGUGGUGGUAACAGUGCAAAAAUAAUCAAUAAUUGGUUUUUAACAACAAUAAUUUCUGUCAUAUUUGACAUUGGAGUCAGUGUAUAUAAGACAUCAAAACAAGUUCUAAAAUUUCAAAUACAAGGUACAGUAUUUAACAUGACUAGCACAACAACCAUCACCAAAGCACUGGUAAUACAUGUGUGACUUCAUGAACAUACAUUAAUAUAUAAGUAAAAUGUUGACGUAAAAAAUCAAUGUACUUGAAAUCCCAGUGAGAAAGGGCUUAUUUUUGUAUGUAAUGUUAAACCUUGUCACGUGCAUAGUAUGAGAAAUGGAUCAACUAAGGCCUAUUCAAUACCAUUUGGACUAAGCACAUAAGAAAAAGGCCAGAAAACUUAUGUAUGAACAAAACUAUAUGGAAAAGAAAAUCCAACAAGAAGACAGAGAUUUUAAGGAAAGGUACAGAAAUGAACGAAAAUUCAACACAGCCAACUGGCACUGCUUGAAAUACAUGAGAUGGUUCAAAUGUUCCUGUCAGUGCAAUUAGUGAGAACUUCUAUCCAAAGAUUUUUAUGGCUCAAAAAUGAUUCUUGUUAGGGCUGGAAAAUUUUGCCCAUCUCCCAAGAAAAAAUCGUUAUUACAGUCCUAUGUUUGACUUGUUUUUAUAUAUUCAAAAUUAAUGAUGUGCUCCUACCGAUAAUUUUCUUUCUAAAUUUUGAGUCCUUUAUCAUGUAUUUGUCCAUAGAAUUGAUGCACAGAAACAAUUCAAGGUAAUCUAACACAUGUAUUUAGACAAGUAGUAAAGAUGGUGAUUGUUGUACAUGUAUUUGUGGAGGCAGCACAGUCGGUACUUCAGUCCAUCUUUAUGAGUGCUUUAUUCUAGUGUGUCAAUAAAUGUUGCAGAAUUGAAUUCCAAAUGUGCCUGCAGACUGUAGAGGUUUACGAGUGCAUGUGAACCCAAUGUUCCAGAAGAAUAUAGCAAAUGUCAUGCAAAUUAGAUUUCUGGUUAAUAAAUCACUCAAAUUCUAAGGAAAUUCUGAGAGUAAAUAUCAACCAGACUGGCCAUGAUUUACAAUGUAGCAUGUUUGAAAAAAUGUCUGGAAAAUUAUAUUUCUUGUGUUGAAUGAGGCAUUUCAAAGUCAUAAGCACCAAGAGUAAUGAUUUGCUAUGGCGAAAUCUGGCCGAAAAUUGCCUUACUGACAUCCAAAAACUAACAACAAUAUCUGAUCUAAAAUGACAUGGACAAAGAGAAUCAAGAUUAAAUUGACCAAGAUAGAUAUUUAAUAUUCUAAUUUGUAAUGGAGGAUCUUGGCACUCAGUUUCAUCCCAAUUCUAUUCCAAAAGGGCUCUAUCCCCCUUUUUUCAAUUCAAUCCCAAUAGGGCUUUAUCUCUUUGGCACUUUUAAACUGUUGAAAAUAAACGAUUUCUGCUGGAACUAUUGGAUACACAUGGGCUCUGUGAUGUCCAUGAAAUAACUCAGUAAUACUAAUAAUUGCCAUGUAAAAAAGUGAAGUGUCCAUCUUGUCAGAGCUUCCUUGGUGACAAGUGUACAUAAAGACCAAGAGCUGCCAGGGGUAUCUCUAUUGUGCUUUCAGACAUUUAUAAUACUGUAACAGUCAAACCUGCCCAAGAAGACCACUCUGGGGACUGAUAAAAUCUGGUCUGUAUGUACAGGUGGUCACUAUAGGAAUGGUAAAAAUCAGAUGGGACCAUCAAAGAGUGGUCACACUGGCCAGGUGGUCCUUAUGUAGCUGUGGUCACUACUUUGACUGUAUAUCCAAUAUAUAUCACAGUUGAAAUAGCAUGUUAUGCUGAAUAGCUCUGCUCAAAUUCACUACAAUUCACUUGUACAACCUGGUACAGAUUUGCCGUCAGAUUAAUGGAACGCUAUCCUACUGUCUAUAGGAAAUCCAUGAUAUUUUCCGCUUCAAAAGCGAGCCUUCUUUGUAAAAAGAAGCUGCAAGUGCAUUUAGUGCCAAGAGAAUGGAUGCAACGCAGUUAGAAAGAUGAAUAUUGCUAUGGGGAAGGAAUUCUCUGCAAUGAGGUACACAGGAAGGAUUGAUUCUUCAGCUACCAUUACUACUAUCAUCCCUUAUUGUUUACCCCUGGCAUUGCACCAUGUUAGUAACCUGGGAACCAGACUCUGUGGGAGCAGGGAUGUGUUGGCAAACCGCCUUGUUUAGUUAACAAGCUCCGUUAAGUAAACCCAGUGGCCAACCGCCUGCCAGGGUCAAAUUAACAUCCUCUGAGGUUUAAUCAAAACACUCCGUUAAUUGAACCCAGUGGCGAGCCAACACAUAUACAUGUACAUGUACACAAACACACUGGCCUACCAAAACCAGCCAAGCUCACAAGACACUUGUUGCCAGGUUACUGAGUGAGUUAACUUUCUGACAAGCAGUGUUGUUUCCCUUUCCUCUGUGGGAAUUGUUAUUGCAUGUGCAGCUGCCAUUAUUAGAUGUUGUAAAGAUCAGUAGUAGAUUUUCAAUAAAUGUAUCUUUGAA
Molecule: messenger RNA, 7471 nt
Organism: Branchiostoma floridae (Florida lancelet)
Lineage: Eukaryota; Metazoa; Chordata; Leptocardii; Amphioxiformes; Branchiostomatidae
Product: galanin receptor type 1-like
Exons: 3
Coding region: 1165-2331 (388 amino acids)
Biological process (GO): G protein-coupled receptor signaling pathway
Cellular component (GO): membrane
Molecular function (GO): G protein-coupled receptor activity
Source: RefSeq, a predicted model, not a curated record